AUGGCCGACGGCGGCGGCGGCGAGCUGGAGGCCAGCGGUGGAUCAGCGCCGGUGUUCGAUGGCCGCGGCGGCAGCGGCGAACUGGGGGCCAGUGGUGGAUCAGUGCCGGCCCUGCCGCGCCCGUGGGAUCUGAUGACGACGGCGGCGGCGGAGGCGGCGCCCUUGCGACCACGCGCUCCAAGAAGGGGCCGUCGUCCUCAACCGCCACGCUCGAGACAGAGACGGAGUUCGACCGCAAUGCGCGUGCCAUCCGCGAGAUACAGCUCAAGCAGGCCCAUGAGUCCCUUAAGAAGAAUCCCUCCGGUGCCUCUGUCUCCGCCUCCGGGGAGGGAGCCAUUCGUUGAUCCAGUGGUCACCAAAUGCAAGCACUACUUUUGUGAACAUUGCGGUUUGAAGAGGCUCUAUCAGGAUGCUCGGAACAAGCUAAGAGGGCAAAAGAUUGGUCUUUUUCUUGCUAUACUGCCAGAGAAAAACGACAGUUUUUAUGAAGCUGGUGACUGA
Molecule: messenger RNA, 501 nt
Organism: Miscanthus lutarioriparius
Lineage: Eukaryota; Viridiplantae; Streptophyta; Magnoliopsida; Poales; Poaceae
Source: the annotation of a GenBank genome assembly